Syngnathus acus (greater pipefish) is the source of this 874-nucleotide messenger RNA. RefSeq names its product C-type lectin domain family 4 member E-like. NCBI's taxonomy places the organism in Eukaryota, Metazoa, Chordata, Actinopteri, Syngnathiformes, Syngnathidae. Bases 94 to 783 code for a protein of 229 amino acids. The transcript has 8 exons. The record is from RefSeq and is a predicted model, not a curated record.
ACUUCAGUGAGUUCAUGGUCAGAGUCCAACCUGACAAUACUGUACAAUAGUACAUUUUCUAUUUGACUAAGUUCCGUGGGGAAAAAAAACUAGAUGGACGCUCAGUACAACCAGUUUGAGUCAACCUCUGAGAGAUUUAAGCUUGCAGAUCAGAAUGUCUACAAAGGUAUGAAGAGGAUAUUGGUAUAUACCCUCUAUGGUAUCCUUGUGGCCCUGCUUUUAAUUCAGCUAAUGGUAACUGGGAUCAAAUUCUCGCAGUUAAACACGGAAAUCACUGACAUCAAACUAAACCUAAAAAAAACCAGCCAUCAAGCCUCGGGUGACGGGACAACUAUACAAGAUGUCCAUUUGGAAAAACGUGUCCCAGUUAGAGGAGCAUGUAAGGAGGGAUGGGUGUCAUUCCAAAGCAGCUGCUACUUGCUGUCGACCACCACUGCCACCUGGAGCAGAGCUGAGCAGCAGUGCCUUUUACGUGCAGCACAUCUAGUGGUUGUGAACAGUGUUGAGGAACUGGACUAUCUGUCAGAAAUUUCUGAAAUGACUUAUAAAUACUGGAUUGGACUUGUGGAACGAGUCCACGAGGGAGAGUGGAGUUGGGUGGAUGGAACUGACUACAAUAAAAUCCCAAAGUUCUGGGAUGUAGAUCAGCCUGACAAUUGGGCCUUCAGAAAAAAUGGUGAGGACUGCGGGCAGAUUCAUGCUACCGACGUACGCGUACGCCGGCGGUGGAAUGACGCUGACUGCAAUAUCUCAUACAACUUUAUAUGUGAAAUUGGCAUAUGAGAGUAUUUUUUGUCUGUAGAGGUAUUCAAACAUGAAUGUUAAAAAAAUAACGCCAUUGCAUUUCCAGUGUUUCGAUAAAGGCAUUGUAUUU